Osmerus eperlanus (European smelt) is the source of this 3892-nucleotide messenger RNA. Its product is annotated as sialoadhesin-like. Lineage: Eukaryota; Metazoa; Chordata; Actinopteri; Osmeriformes; Osmeridae. The coding region runs from base 1 to 2496 and encodes 831 amino acids. The transcript has 15 exons. The record is from RefSeq and is a predicted model, not a curated record.
AUGAUACUGCACGGUCUGCUGGUGGUGCUGGGUCAGCAUGGCUGGGGAGUGACCUACACCCUGGAGAGUGUCUGUGCCUUGAGAGGCUCAUCAGUGAACCUGUCCUGCUCCUAUACUUAUCCCAAAGGUAAAGUCAGUAAAACAUUCUGGUUUACCACAUGGAAGACUGGUGAAGGUAAAGAGGACCUGAGUGUGGACCCAGAGUAUGCAGGUCGUGUGCAAUACUGUGGGAAUAAGAAGAGUGAAGCAACCCUGAAGAUCACAGACCUGAGAGAGAGAGAUGCUGCUGUGUACAAGUUCAGGUUUAUAACAGACCAACCAAGAGAGAAAUGGACGGGUGAACCAGGAGUCACUCUCUCUGUUACAGGUCUUCAGGUGGAGGUGACUCCGUCCACAGUGACGGAGGGACAGAACGUGACCCUGACCUGUAACUCCACCUGUACUUUGACUGGUAACUCCUCCUACAUCUGGUACAAGAACAACCAAACCAGGCCAGAGACCCAACAGAAGCUCCUGUACCUGGACCCAGUCAGCAGUGAGGAUGCAGGCAGAUACUCCUGUGCUGUGACAGAACACCAGCAUCUCCGCUCUCCUGAAGCGACUCUCAAUGUUACAUAUAAGCCAAGGAAUAUAUCAGUGUCAGUCAGUCCCUCUGGUGAAGUAGUGGAGGGCAGUUCAGUGACUCUGACCUGCAGCAGUGAUGCUAACCCACCAGUGCAGACAUACACCUGGUACAAGGAGAACAUCACCUCAUCUAAAUCAUCUGGACAGAACUACACCAUCACUAACAUCAGCUCUGAGGACAGUGGAGGAUACUACUGUCAGGCUGGGAAUACAGUAGGAGCUACAAACUCCUCUGUUGUAAUGAUCACUCUGAUCAUUAGAACAGGGAUCUCAACAGCUCAGGCUGCAGCAGCAGGAACCACAGUCUCUGUUCUCCUGGCCGUCAUCCUCCUCUCUGCCUGCCUCCUCUGCAGGAGAAAGAAAGCUUCCAAACCUUCUACUGAUCCCAGGCCCUCGGUAGACAAUGGACAGGGGGACUCUGGUCCUGUGUAUAACAACACCUCAGCCAUCGCCCUGAACCUUGUCCCUGCUGUCCAGACACACACAGACACACACACAAACACACACACAGACACACACACCAACACACACACAGACACAGGCCAGCAGGAUGACGUCCACUACGCCAGCGUCGACUUCUCUCGCUCCAAGACCCAGGACGUCCCCCUCUACUCCAACAACCAAUCAGUGCAGCCCCAGAACCAGGAAGAGGAUGUGCAGUACGCUGCUGUGCAGUUCAACCGGCCCAAUCCUGCCCCCCGACCGCAGGGUGGUGAUGCAGCUAUGGAGUUGAGAACUACAGGAAGUGUGUUUGUGGUCUUCCUCUGCUCUGUGGCAGUGGUGCUGGGUCAGCAUGGCUGGGGAGUGACCUACACCCUGGAGAGUGUAUGUGCCUUGAGAGGCUCAUCAGUGAACCUGUCCUGCUCCUAUACUUAUCCCAAAGGUCUUCAGGUGAAGGUGACUCCGUCCACAGUGACGGAGGGACAGAACGUGACCCUGACUUGUAGCUCCACCUGUACUCUGACUGGUAACUCCUCCUACAUCUGGUACAAGAACAACCAAACGAGGCCAAAGACCCAACAGAAGCUCCUGUACCUGGACUCAGUCAGCAGUGAGGAUGCAGGCAGAUACUCCUGUGCUGUGACAGAACACCAGCAUCUCCGCUCUCCUGAAGCGACUCUCAAUGUUACAUAUAAGCCAAGGAAUAUAUCAGUGUCAGUCAGUCCCUCUGGUGAAGUAGUGGAGGGCAGUUCAGUGACUCUGACCUGCAGCAGUGAUGCUAACCCACUAGUGCAGACAUACACCUGGUACAAGGAGAACAUCACCUCAUCUAAAUCAUCUGGACAGAACUACACCAUCACUAACAUCAGCUCUGAGGACAGUGGAGGAUACUACUGUCAGGCUGGGAAUACAGUAGGAGCUACAAACUCCUCUGUUGUAAUGAUCACUCUGAUCAUUAGAACAGGGAUCUCAACAGCUCAGGCUGCAGCAGCAGGAACCACAGUCUCUGUUCUCCUGUCCGUCAUCCUCCUCUCUGCCUGCCUCCUCUGCAGGAGAAAGAAGGCUUCCAAACCUUCUACUGAUCCCAGGCCCUCGGUAGACAAUGGACAGGGGGACUCUGGUCCUGUGUAUGACAACGCCUCAGCCAUCGCCCUGAACUCUGUCCCUGCUGUCAAGACACACACAGACACAGACACACACACAGGCCAGCACGAUGACGUCCACUACGCCAGCGUCAACUUCUCUCGCUCCAAGACCCAGGAUGUCCCCCUCUACUCCAACAACCAAUCAGUGCAGCCCCAGAACCAGGAAGAGGAUGUGCAGUACGCUGCUGUGAAGUUCAACCGGCCCAGUCCUGCCCCCCGAGUCGCUGUUCAGACCACCGAGGAUCCCUCUGUACUCUACAGCACCGUCACCAAACCCAAGCGCUGACAUCACUCAAAUAUGCAUCUAUGCAUACAUUCACAUACAGAUACACAUACACACGCGCACACAGCCGCACACACUUAGUCACAUACACACAACACAACCAGACGAUCUUAACAGCUGAACUUUGUUUGUGUUGGUUUCUGGGGAUGUUAACUUAUGGGGACAUACAAAGCUGUGAUUCUGACUCACACAAUCAUGUCAGGAUUACAUCAGGGUCGUGGAUGCUUAGGGGAAAAAAUCUUCAAUUACAUUUUCCCUUUCCGUCAUAGAUUUUUACCUACCACCUAUAAACUACUCGCAAUGUUAUUUUAUAUCUGUGGGUGCUAAAAUAAUACUUUUAGGAAAAAUGCCAACAAAGGUCUUCCUUUAGUUGUUAUUAGGUUUUUUAUUAAAACAUGAUUGCCAAAGCGGAGAGAGAGCUUGAAAUAUAUUGAUAUACAGAAAGUAAUAUAAUGUUUAUCGUUGUUUAUGUAUCUGAUUGAGUUGAGAUUUGUUGGGCUUUAAAUGGUUGGAGUGAUUGAUUUCACUGUCGACUGUUGAGAAAAACAACUGUCUGUUUGUGUUGUGGACUUAAUUAAUAACGUAAUCAAUGAGCAGAUACAUUGAUUUUAUUCAGGUUUAUAGAAUAUUUCUCCAGUCCUUUGUUGCUGUUGUUGUCGUGACGAUGACGUUGUCAUGUGUGCUUACUUAGCUUGGAUUAUAUGUCGUGGCACAAUUUAUUUUGGUGAUCUUUUUGAGACCACUGUAUUUUUUUUGUACAUUUAUUUGCACAAAAAAAGUGUGUUAAAUUAAAUGUACAUGUAUUUAGUGUAGUCAUUUAUUUACUGGUUGAUUGAUUGAGUGUAAUUCAACUGCCCAAGCCAUUCUGCCUUGCAAGGUAGCUUGUAAACAUUUAAAGUGUGUUAGUUUAAGUAAAAUAUGCUGUAAAGUGGAAUUGAAAAUGAGUUUUAAGUUCAUCACACAACAGAAGAAUGUGUUGUUACUACCCAUCCAAAUUCGAAUGGAAAAAAAAAAUGUCUAUGAGUGUUUUAUGUGUUAAUUACUUUGUCUUUGCAUCGUACCAGCUGAGUAACAGAAUGCAACCGUCUGAUCUGACGUAGAUCGGUCGCUGUGACGUAGAUCGGUCAGGUUUUGGCUCUGCCUAUACAAAACCUGAGAUGAAAAAGGAAGAGAAAGUGUUCUAUGGUCUAACUCCACAUUUCAGUGCAACAAAGUUUUCGCGCUUGAACAUGCUUUCAGGAACUCAUUUCACACAUAUAUAAUGUACUGAGAAGCAAAUCAUGGAAUUUGCUUUACAGGAUCUUUAAGUUUGUUGAUAUUGUUACUGAGAAUAUACUAGAAUAAGUAUAUUUUUCUAACUUUCAUAACACAUUUUUCUACUUGUAUGAUGCUAUGCGAA